Callorhinchus milii (elephant shark) is the source of this 1145-nucleotide messenger RNA. RefSeq names its product POP4 homolog, ribonuclease P/MRP subunit (gene pop4). NCBI's taxonomy places the organism in Eukaryota, Metazoa, Chordata, Chondrichthyes, Chimaeriformes, Callorhinchidae. The transcript is spliced from 7 exons. Gene Ontology annotation, cellular component: ribonuclease MRP complex; ribonuclease P complex. The record is from RefSeq and is a predicted model, not a curated record. Gene Ontology annotation, biological process: rRNA processing; tRNA 5'-leader removal. Gene Ontology annotation, molecular function: ribonuclease P RNA binding. The coding region runs from base 49 to 801 and encodes 250 amino acids.
ACGGAAGUGACGCGAUUGAGCGGAGCCGAAUGGCCUGAGCCCGAGAACAUGGAGAGGGACAAUAUUGUUUACAGUAAGAUUCCCCCAAAGGAAGCAAAACUCUUGAAUGUUCAGCCUCAGAGCUCGAAACAAGCCAAAGCAUUUGUUGAUGCUUUUCUGAAGCGCAGUUUGCCACGACUGAGAGAUGAGGACAUUCAGAACCGUCUGAAGAGACAGGCUGUCGUUCUGGAACAUUAUUUAAAGAAGCGCACAAAUAGUAAAAGAAAAAACAGGUAUCUGAAGAGUCAGAACCGUCUGAAGGGACAGGAGGUCAGUCUGCAGCAUACUUUUACGAAGCACAAGAAAAAAAGGAAAAACAAGUGUCUGUCUGCCAAGGAGAGGCGGGAAAUGAAAAUAUUUGAUCUGAAACCAGACCAACAUAGAUACGAUUUAUUUCUCCCUUUGAAUGGGCUGUGGAAGCAAUACAUCCGUAGUCUGUGUAAUGGCCUUAAACCUGAUGUGCAGCCGUAUUUGAUCCAGACAAAGUUGCUGAAAGCAGAUUUGCAUGGAGCCAUUGUGACAGUGGUGAAAUCCAAAUGUCCCUCUUACGUAGGAACCACAGGAAUUAUUCUACAGGAACUGAAACACGUAUUCAAGAUUAUUACUAUGGAAAAUAAACUGAAAGUUAUACCCAAGAUGAAUAGUGUCUUUAGUGUGGAAAUCGAUCGCUUUGUUUCAUAUAUCUACGGCAGCAAGUUCCAGCUAAGAGCAGGUGAACGCUCAGCUAGGAAAUUUAAAGUAAAAGGAAGCAUAGACCUUUAAAUCGAGGGCAAGACUGCGGGUUCACGCUAAUAAGCGCUAUCAAUGACUCUCGGACACGCCUUCAGUGGAAAACACUUGAACCUGUCAAGUGGAGUACAAGUGUACGGUUUAGUGGGAAUGUGUAUCGAUUGCCUCAUCUCCUGGGAUCCUUUGUUAACCUGAAGUGCAAUUUCCCAUCAGAUUCUCACAUUAAAUUGCUGUGCAGUGAAGGAUUCUGUCAGAACUGAACUGAAUGUGUCCUAAUCUAAUUUUUGGACUGUAUUUAAAUGCAUCUGAGUGUAGUUUUUUUACACAUACAAUUGUAGUUCAUAUGAACACAAUAAACACAACCUGAAUUAACUGAA